Messenger RNA from Argentina anserina (silverweed cinquefoil), 961 nucleotides. RefSeq lists its product as uncharacterized. The record is from RefSeq and is a predicted model, not a curated record. Lineage: Eukaryota; Viridiplantae; Streptophyta; Magnoliopsida; Rosales; Rosaceae. Bases 186 to 521 code for a protein of 111 amino acids. The transcript has 3 exons.
UUGGUUAACAGCUGGCCGGUAGGCCUUUCAUGCCAUCUCCCAAGAUUUCCUUUCCUCCAAAGAACCUUUCGAUUUGUUCCUUGGAAUUGUUUUCGAAUUCCAAGCCAGUGCGUAGCAUUAUUUGUCCACUGGAUCUAUUUUUCUCAGAAAAAUGAUAAUUAAUUGUUCCCGUAGAAGCUGUUGCCAUGGAAAAUCUCUUAAUUAGCAGAAUCCAGUCUACAGUUCAUUCACCUCAUGGAUACACACAGAAGAAGGCGUCUCCCUUUGGAUGGUUAUCUACAUGCAUUUAUGUUACUUUCUUGAAGUUCCGCAUCGAGGCAAGGUUUCCUGUAAGCAAAAGAAGCUAUCAAUUUGUGGACAAUUUGGAGGUUUUAACCUGGUGGAGUAAGACUAUUGAGGCAACCUCUAUUUUCUUAAACCUUUUCAAAGUCAUUGCUCUCUUGGGUAGUUUUGAAAUGAAAACUCUUAAUGGCUUUUACAAUACAGGUACUUUCCUCUGUUUAGCGCUGCAGUCUUUGUGAACAUAUUCAUGAAUAUGCAUACCAACUCGUCGUACCCUUUUGCAGCAAGACGAGCGCGUUGAUCUCUCACAUUGCCGGCCGAGAGGAGAUGUUCCUCUAGACUUGGGAGUACGUAGGGGUGCCAUUGUUGUUUGACUCACUUGGCUAAAGUUUGGAAACAGGCUCAUUGUGCUCGUGGAUACUUCUGCCGAAGCAGGAACAACCGAUAAGGUGUAGACACGUGACGUCAGCUCGGAGAACUUGUCGUCAAGGAACCCAUUAGUUCUGGUCUGAUAUCAAAGGAGCCUCACAACCACACAUGGUGAGACGUCAACCAAGCAAAGGAUCUUCAGUCCAUUUAGUUGCAUGCUUUAUACAACUAAAAUAUCGUAGUGUAAUUAACCGAAUUUAUUCAGUGAUGUAGCCGAAAACUCUGGUUGAGUUUUGGGUGAACACGUAAA